AUUUUUAGGUUAUGUUUGGUACUGUUACUUAUUAUUUCUGCAAUUUACUUCAACCUAAUUGUAAUUCUGGUUCAAACUGAUGUCAUGACAAUUUUAAGCUAUUCUUAUUAAAAAAAAAGUCACAAGGCUUAUAAAAGCAAGAAGUAUUUCCGCUAUGGCAAAUUCUAUAUUAACCAAAAUCAGCCCAUUAUGGAAGCUACCAUCGUCAAUUACGUUAAUUCAACCCUCACGAUCGACGACUUCCAAGCAUUUUAAUCCGAAAUUCAAAAAGCACCGUGCACAAAAAUAUCUCAAGAUAGACCUACCAGACAUGAAUGAAGAUGAAAAUAAUGUAAGUCCAGAAAAGAUGAGACAGAAGAUGAAGGAGCGGGGACUGAUGCCACCUCGUCCUUGGAUGGAACGUCCAUUUUAUAUUUCUGCAACAGGUGGCGUCUUUGAGGGGUAUGUUCCACCCGAAGGGGAUGGCAAAGCUUCCCUUGUAUCAACGACUCGUGCAAAACAAACAGUACAAUUGCUGGAGAAAAAAUCCAAAUCCAUGAUGGCCAUCCGUAAGAUCAAGUCUUAUGAAGAAGACUUUGAUAGUAAGGAAUUUUGUCAAGAAGCUCAGAACAUUUACAUAAAAGCCCAUGAAAGUUUGGCUAACAAUGACAAAUAUGCUUUGAGGAAGUAUGUCACGGAGAAAGCAUACCAAGAGUUCCGACAUAAUAGCCAGCUAAAGACGAUAAGAUGGAGAUUUUUAGACUCAUUGGAACCUCCCCGUGUAGUGCAUGCGCGGUGCACUGAUAUUAUCAGCAAGGAAAAUAUUUUUGCUCAGGUGACCGUCCGUUUCCACACGCGGCAGCAGCUCGCUGUGUACGACCGCUUCGGUCGCUUGCUCCACGGCAGUGAGAUAGUUGCCAAGGAUGUUCUAGAAUAUAUUGUUUUCGAAAAACAUCUCUCCAAUUUGUACGGCACGUGGCGCGUUCACGACAAAAUCAUACCGGACUGGGCUCCUCCCAAAGACCCGUCUAAGUUGACGAGGCUACAGCCGGAGCCUGAACCGGUGCCGGUCGCAGUGGAGGAAGAGGUCGAGCAGCCGGCGAUAGCUGAUAAAUAAUUUAUAUAAGAAAUAAAUAGUUUAGUUACGUU
Molecule: messenger RNA, 1128 nt
Organism: Nymphalis io (European peacock)
Lineage: Eukaryota; Metazoa; Arthropoda; Insecta; Lepidoptera; Nymphalidae
Gene: mRpL45
Product: probable 39S ribosomal protein L45, mitochondrial
Exons: 4
Coding region: 155-1096 (313 amino acids)
Cellular component (GO): mitochondrion
Source: RefSeq, a predicted model, not a curated record